UGGAGCAGCCAUUUGUAUGCGGCCGCGGGAUUGGUCGCCCGGCUCCCGCGAGGGGGAGGGGACGGAGGCAGCGCGCACUCGCGCGUGCGUGAGCUGGAGCGCGAGAAAGGGCCCGGUCGCGCCGAGGCUCGAGCGGCCGUCGCCAUUUUGUAGGGUUCUCUCUGACGCGGGAGCCGCCGCCACCGCCGCCGCCACCCGGAGGUGCGAGGGGGUCUUCUGGGCUCUUGUCAGGAUGGUGAAGCUGUUCAUCGGAAACCUGCCCCGGGAGGCCACAGAGCAGGAGAUCCGCUCGCUCUUCGAGCAGUAUGGGAAGGUGCUGGAAUGUGACAUCAUUAAGAACUACGGCUUUGUGCACAUAGAGGACAAGACGGCGGCCGAGGAUGCCAUCCGCAACCUGCACCACUACAAGCUGCACGGGGUGAACAUCAACGUGGAAGCCAGCAAGAAUAAGAGCAAAGCCUCAACCAAGUUGCAUGUGGGCAACAUCAGUCCCACCUGUACCAACCAGGAGCUUCGGGCCAAGUUUGAGGAGUAUGGUCCAGUCAUUGAAUGUGACAUCGUGAAAGAUUAUGCCUUCGUACACAUGGAGCGGGCGGAGGAUGCAGUGGAGGCCAUCAGGGGCCUUGACAACACAGAGUUUCAAGGCAAACGAAUGCACGUGCAGUUGUCCACCAGCCGGCUUCGGACUGCGCCCGGGAUGGGAGACCAGAGCGGCUGCUAUCGGUGCGGGAAAGAGGGGCACUGGUCCAAAGAGUGUCCGGUAGAUCGCACGGGUCGUGUGGCGGACUUUACCGAGCAGUAUAAUGAACAGUACGGAGCGGUGCGCACGCCUUACACCAUGGGCUACGGGGAAUCCAUGUAUUACAACGACGCGUACGGAGCCCUCGACUACUAUAAGCGCUACCGGGUCCGCUCUUACGAGGCGGUGGCAGCGGCGGCAGCGGCUUCUGCGUACAACUACGCGGAGCAGACCAUGUCCCAUCUGCCUCAAGUCCAGAACACGGCUGUGACCAGUCACCUCAACUCCACUUCUGUUGAUCCCUACGACAGACACCUGUUGCCGAACUCAGGUGCUGCCGCCACCUCGGCUGCUAUGGCUGCCGCCGCUGCCAACACUUCCUCCUAUUACGGAAGGGACAGGAGCCCCCUGCGUCGUGCUGCUGCUGUGCUCCCCACAGUUGGAGAGGGCUACGGUUACGGGCCAGAGAGUGAGCUGUCUCAGGCUUCAGCCGCUGCACGGAAUUCUCUGUAUGACAUGGCCCGGUAUGAGCGGGAGCAGUAUGUGGACCGAGCGCGGUACUCAGCCUUUUAAAAACUGGAGGUGUGAACCUCAAAUGGACUGAAUAACCCUGAGUUGGUUGCAGUCCCAGGAGCCUGAUGUUAAUGAGGCUGCCAGGAGGAAAUACUCCAGAACUGUUGGGGAUCUGAAUUUGGGUCUCACCCUAGCAGAACUGAUUCAAGAACGUCACAACUUUUGAAGUCGGUUGGUACAGAUCAAGACCACGAUUUGGCCCUUUGUAAUAAGUAGAGGAACUUGGUGUGAGUUAACUUCUUUUUUCCCCCAGCCAUCAGUGUCUGGAGUUCCCAUCAUCAAUGGAAGAAUUUAGAGAAUUUUAGGAUUUCUUCUUUCGAUUUGGUUAAGGGAGAUUUGACCACGUAGGGGUACUGCUGGAGUUACGGCUCUAACUCUGGGACAGUAGGACAUGUAGGUAUGUUGCAGGAUAAAUGACACCCUUUGUGACUGCCAUUUCUGAAAACUUGUUUACUAUGAAACCGUGACAUGAAACAGACUUAGAGUAGUGCAGUUGGCAGUAUUCGAGAUCUUGGCAUCAUCUGCUUUUUCGGGACACAACUAAAUUAAUGGUUUUUGAUACUAUCAUGUAUGCCCUUUGUUGCAGUGACAGUAGCCUUGUAUCCCAGAGGUGGUCUUGCCUAAAAGAUGGAUUAAAAGAUGAGAAAGAUAGAUUUUAUCGGCAGCACAGCAGUCUUCCAGAGAGACUGCUGCUCAUUCUGUACCUAGCUGUGAGUAGAUCCCUUGGUAAUGACACAGGACGUAAGUUUGAUCCAGUCUGACUUGGUUUUGUUUUGUUCUUUGUUCUUUUCCCCCUGGAAUACAGGACGGGACCAGGGCCCUUGUACUCGGAGCCAAGCUGCUCUCCAGGCAUUGUGUAAGCCUCUUGUGUUGUGCUCUCUUUCAGGUAGGAUAAUUGCGGACUGAACCCUCGGGCUGCGGUCAUAUAUGAGAACUUGCUCCGCGCGGUCCCCUUUGCCGGGAUGUUUCCAUUGCUUCAUGUUUCAGUAAACAAAGGAGUUUGUGACCAACUAUGUUUUCUUUCUUAAUUUAAUUCUUCUAAGUUGACUUUUCUUUCCUCCUGAUACUAGUUUCUGUAGCUUUCACUCUGUUCCUUACAUUCUCAGCCUCUGAGCGGCCCUAGGUAAGGAUUAUGCUGGCAUCCCCUUUUUCCUGUACAGUGGAACCCCUCUUAUCUUGCUUUCCUUAGGAGUUGAACCCUUCUCCCUGUCUACCUGAACAUCUCCUUUCCCUUUAAAAUGACCAUGUAGUGGCAAGCGACCUUUUACUCUUCUCUGUUAGCUCUGGACUCUAACAUUGAAGCUAAUCUUCUGAAACUGCUAGGACCAUUGGGGUUUUGGGGGUGGGGGUUGUUGUUGUUUUGUUUGUUUGUUUUGUUUUUUUAUGUCUGACCUGUGAUCGUGGUACAGCAUUAGCUGAAAUUUAGCCUUGUUUUACUCCACUCCUCCCACUUUUUUUUUUUUAAUAUUUUGACAAAUAAACGUUUCUAACACUUAAGUA
This is a messenger RNA of Lutra lutra (Eurasian river otter), 2812 nucleotides long. Its product is annotated as RNA-binding protein 4B. The record is from RefSeq and is a predicted model, not a curated record. The transcript is spliced from 4 exons. Gene Ontology annotation, molecular function: zinc ion binding; mRNA binding. Bases 17 to 1312 code for a protein of 431 amino acids. Gene Ontology annotation, cellular component: nuclear speck. Lineage: Eukaryota; Metazoa; Chordata; Mammalia; Carnivora; Mustelidae. Gene Ontology annotation, biological process: mRNA splicing, via spliceosome.